Molecule: messenger RNA, 2047 nt
Organism: Harpegnathos saltator (Jerdon's jumping ant)
Lineage: Eukaryota; Metazoa; Arthropoda; Insecta; Hymenoptera; Formicidae
Gene: prel
Product: preli-like
Exons: 3
Coding region: 699-1433 (244 amino acids)
Cellular component (GO): mitochondrial intermembrane space
Source: RefSeq, a predicted model, not a curated record
AAUAAGACAUAGCUAGGCGCGAACACGCAACCUGUCGAAUACUAGCAUCGCGCCCAGUCUGCUACGCUACAUUGUCAUUUAGAAAUAACUCUCCAAAUGUUAAAAUAACUACACAUACUUAAAAUCGCGAAAUUUCAAUUUGUAAUUUCUCCCAAAUGCUUGAGUUGCAUGAUGUUACAUCGUCUCCGAUUAACAGUAAUCCACACGGAUAGACUGAGCCGAGUAUAGUGCGUGCUUGGUGAGGGAAAUCAGGGUAUCUAUCGUGGAACUCGUCGGAAUCGAUUUCGAUCCGGAAUAAUUUCGUUUCCCCUAGAAAAGACAAUAGAAAUCUAGGAAAUAACGGAAUAAAUUCGAUUGGAAUCGAUUCCGACGAGUUCCAUAAUAGGUACCCGGAAAAGAGUCGUGGACAUUGGCAUCGUAGUUCAUGUGCACGGUUGUAUAGAGGACGCCUCACACACAGGCUCGGCUAAAAGCGACCCAUGGCAUCUCUCGUUCUUCUCUCUGGUAGAGCGCUCAGAGGCCCUAUAUCCAACAUGCGGCGUUUUUGUUAUCAAGUCUAAACUCUUGUUGUUACUGCCGAUUGUAUUUGCCAUUUUCUCAAUCAACCUCACUGAUAAAACACAAAUUUCCGCUGUUCGCUCCGGCUCUUUUACAAACUUACAUAGCCAAAGCUUACGAAAUUAAGGUAGCACAAUACAAUGGUCAAGUACUAUGAAAACACUAUGACCUUUCAAUUCGAUUGGACUCAAGUUGCACGAGGUUUCUUUCAAAGAUAUCCAAACCCACACAGUUCACACGUCCUUUCUGAGGAUACCAUUUCAAGGGAAGUCGUAAAUGGAAAACUCUAUUCCAAACGAUUAUUAACAAAGACUAACAGGAUACCAAAAUGGGGUGAAAGAUUAGUUAGCAAAAAUAUUGUCAAAAUAGUAGAGGAAAGUAUUGUUGAUCCAGAAACAAAAACUUUGACUACUUACACAAGGAAUCUAGGGUAUACUAAAGUUAUGAGUAUUGUUGAGAAAGUAGUUUACCAAAUCUCUGAAGAAAAUCCAGAAUGGACAGUUGCCAAGAGGUCAGCGUGGAUUGACAGUCAGGUCUUUGGUUUGAGCAGAGCCAUUCAAGCUUUUGGAUUAGACCGAUUUAAGAAAAACUGUGUCAAAAUGUCAGAAGGUUUUAAUUACGUUCUCACAAAUAUGUUUCCUCAAAGAGCUCAAUUCAUAAAUCCACAACUUAUUCAAACAAGUUUUUCCAUGCAACCUGGCCAUAGUAUUGUGGAUGAUGGUAUUACACAGACGAAACAGAGUCUUGCAGGAGAUUUGCAACAUUCUUUACAGGGUAAAGCGGAAAAAGUAAAAGAUGCUGCUAAGAAAGCAACAGAUCUGGCAAAACAAAAGGCAGGACCAAUAUAUGUAGCUUAUCAAUCAAACCAGUCAUAAGCUCCACAUAAACAAUAAUUAUGACAUAUUGAACAAGUUUUGUCAUUUUGUGAAAUGGUCACGAAUAACAUCAUGGUAUAAUUGUAAUGUACCUUAGAUUAUAUCAAGGUAUUACACAUUAACUAAUGAGUGGAAGAAUACAAGAUAACUACAAAAAAUAGAAAGCUGAUUGAUAAAUAUUUGAGUGUGAGGUGUUAGAUUUGUUGCAAUUUACUGGCACUGAUAGAUUUACAGGUAGUACAGAAUGCAAUGUGUAUGUGAAACAUAUGAAAAUUUGCGAUAGGUCUACUUGUAUAUUACCAUUCCUUCUAACUGCCAGAUUGUUAAUAGUAAAAUGUAUCAAAUGUGAUACAUGCAAACUGAAAUAUGUAUUAAAUUACUUAUUUUGUACAAAACGAUAUUUUCUAGCUUCUUAAUAAUUUCCAAGUAACAUUUCUUAUAUAUGCAUAAACGAGAAAAGCAUUGCAAUAUAUAUAUAUUUACAAGCACAUACAUAUGUUUAUUUGCAAAUGUUGCUUAUUGUCUGUAUUUAUAUAAACUUGUAGUCGAAAAUUGCAAAAGAUGCAAUUCACAGCAUUUCAUCUCUAAUUAUUAAUGUUAAAGAAAUCAAUCUU